CUCAAGACAGAACAAUGUAUUCUUCAACGAAAAUGUUGUACUCUUGAGGAACUUCUCUCCGAUCAUCUUUCACAUUAAUAACGCACUCACUCAAACCGCGUAAAUACUUGAUCUAAAUGGAGCCCCAAUCGAGCGAUGUGUCCCAGAGUCCGGCUCAGAUUUCUUGAGCACUCGAUCGGUCCAAUUCCUCGCUCCCUCUUCAACCAACGGCCACGCACACUUUUAAACCUGGACACCAUGCGGUUCCUUUGCGUCCUCUUUUGUUUGUUUAUCAGCAUGUUUAGUCAAGCCGCUGAGAUCCCGCCCGCUGAGCCGUCAUCAGAAAAAGAUCCUCACACAACCGAAAACGCCCCGCCGACUCGUCAAAUCUUGGGCGAAGGCGGACGUCCUGCCAAGUAUGGUCCCCUUGGAGGCUAGCCCAAACCCUAUAAAAUUGUCCAACAACCGCUUUUGUGUAUCCUUUCUUCCUCCUCAAAAUUAUUUCUGAUUGAUGAUCCUUCA
Molecule: messenger RNA, 501 nt
Organism: Puccinia graminis f. sp. tritici CRL 75-36-700-3
Lineage: Eukaryota; Fungi; Basidiomycota; Pucciniomycetes; Pucciniales; Pucciniaceae
Exons: 4
Coding region: 136-417 (93 amino acids)
Source: RefSeq, a predicted model, not a curated record